AUCAAUGACGUGGUGAUGAAGAAACUAGUGAUUUUUGGCCUGCUCCUGGCCGGCGCUUUGUUGUGCAUUUCUGGACAAGAUGAGGAGGAUUACCUGGAGCCACCAACAGUGCUGAUUGCCCUGCUGGUGCGCAACAAGGCGCACACACUGCCCAUGUUCCUGAGUUACCUGGAGCGGCAGGAUUAUCCCAAGAAAAGGAUUGCCUUUUGGCUGCGCUGCGAUCAUAGCAACGAUGACAGCAUAGAUCUGCUGCGACAGUGGCUGGAGCACUCGGGGGAGCUCUAUCACAGCGUGAGCUACGUUUUUGAACCCGAGGAGCAGAGUUAUGCCAACGAAAGUUCCCCCUACGAGUGGCCCGCAUCGCGUUUCAAGCACUUGAUCGCUUUGAAAGAGGAAGCCCUUCAGUAUGGUCGCGAUAUUUGGGCUGACUUUGUGUUUUUCCUCGACGCCGAUGUCUUUCUCACUUCGCCAGACGCUCUGAAAGUCCUCACCCGUCUGCAACUGCCAAUUGUUGCCCCAAUGUUGAUAUCCGAAAGCUUGUACUCGAAUUUCUGGUGCGGAAUGACGGAGGAAUAUUACUACAGGCGCACCGAUGAGUACAAGGAAAUCUACCACGCGAGGAAGCAGGGAAGUUUCCCCGUGCCCAUGGUCCACACAGCCGUUCUGGUGAACAUGAAGCAUAAGGCAGCCAGGAAUCUCACUUUCGAUCGGAGCAAGCUGGUGGAAAUGCAGAGGAGCAGGCUGCAGGAGCCGCUCUACGACGGACCUGCGGAUGAUAUUAUAGUGUUUGCCAUAUCGGCCAACAGCUCGGGGAUUCCCCUGCAUGUCUGCAAUGAGAUAACCUUUGGUUAUAUACUACAACCCUUGGAACCAGGAGAUACUUUAGAUAACGAUCUUCAGCAGCUGGUGAAUCUAAAAGGCCUCAUGGUUAACGAUGUGGGUGCAGUGCCUCCCCUUCUCGACUACUAUAAGCACUUGGAAAAGAAGCCCGAGAAGAGCCAGCUCUCCUUGGAUCGCAUAUUUAUGAUAAAUCUGAAGAGACGCCCCGAGAGGCGGGCGAAAAUGGAGGAGCUCUUCAAGGAGCUGGGCAUAGAGGCAGAAUAUUUCCCAGCUGUUGAUGGCAAGGAACUGACCACGGAGCGGCUGCAGGAGAUGGGAGUGCGCUUUCUGCCCGGCUACGAGGAUCCCUACCAUCAUCGCGCGAUGACUAUGGGCGAGAUUGGAUGCUUCCUCAGCCACUACAGCAUUUGGGUGAUGAUGGUGCGCAAGCAGCUAAAGGAGGUGCUCAUUCUGGAGGACGAUAUACGCUUCGAACCGUAUUUCCGGCAAAACGCAGUCAGGGUUUUAAAUCAGGCUAGAAGCGUUGUGGACUACGACCUCAUUUACUUUGGUCGCAAGCGUUUGAAGGAGGAAAGUGAAGCGGGUGUGCUGAACGCGGAUAAUCUGGUGCAUGCCGGCUACUCCUACUGGACGUUGGGCUAUGUUCUGUCCCUCCAAGGAGCCCUAAAGCUGCUGGCAGCCAAGCCGCUGGACAAACUAAUUCCCGUAGAUGAGUUUCUGCCUUUGAUGUUCGAUCGUCAUCCCAACAAAACCUGGAGCGAAGCCUUCCCCAAGAGGAAUCUCGUCGCUUUCAGUGCCUCACCACUCCUGCUCUAUCCGGUUUACUAUACCGGAGAGUCUGGUUACAUUUCCGACACCGAGGACUCGCAGCAAAUCAAUGUGGAGACGAGUGAAGAGGGCGAGGCGCGGCUAAAAAGCGACCGGGAGCAGGUUUUCGUCCAGGAGCAGGAAGUCACUCUUGAUCAGCACAUUAAACUGGGCGAGAGUUUGCCCAAGAGCCACCAGGAGCUAUAA
Drosophila takahashii is the source of this 1854-nucleotide messenger RNA. RefSeq names its product glycosyltransferase 25 family member. The record is from RefSeq and is a predicted model, not a curated record. Lineage: Eukaryota; Metazoa; Arthropoda; Insecta; Diptera; Drosophilidae. Gene Ontology annotation, molecular function: procollagen galactosyltransferase activity.